AUGGGGGAAAGAGGUAGGCCCUCGAAUAUAGAGGCGCUGAGAAGAGGAAGGACGCUGAGCAUAGGAAGCAUGGAAAAUCUGGAAGAAAUCUGGAAGAGAAAAAGGGAUGAAGGAAGUGAAGAGGGUACGCAAAAAGGAAAAGACGAAGAAGGAAGGAAACGAACACGCGGAUGGAUGUUUAAAGAAAGCAAUCUGACGGAACGAUCACCAGAGAAGAAAAAAGAAAAGACAGAAGGUGCUGGAGGAGUUGGAGAAAUAAAAGAGUUAAUAAAAGAUUUAGGAAGAGAUCUGGGAGGGAAGAUGGAAAGGGUGGAAGAGAACAUGAGGGACCUAAGAAAAGAAGUGAGAGAAGAAAUACAGGAUGCGAUAGAAAAAAGAAAGGAGGAAAUAGGAGGUGAGCUCGAAAAGAAAUGGGAGAGGAAGGAGAAAGAGGAGAGAAGGAGAAAUAUAAUAAUCAGAGGUACGAAAGUAAGAAGAGAGGGGAUGAAAGAGAAGGCGGAGGAGAUAUUACAGUUGACAGGAGUAGAAAACGCAAUAGAGGAGGUAAAAGAGGUAGGUGCGGGUGAAAGAGGAAAAGAAGUUAGCGUGAUGUUGCUAAAAAUAAAAUCAAACGAGUUAAAAAGGAGGAUAAUGGAAAACAAAAAAGCGCUAAAAGGGAGAGAAGAGAGAAUAGAAGAGGACUUAACAUGGGCGGAGAGAAAGACGCAAUGGAUGCUAAGGAAAAUAGGAAGAGAAGAAAGAGAGAAACGAAGAUAUGUAUGGGUAGACCACGGAAAAAUAAGAAUAGAAGGGAAAUGGUGGAGAUGGGAUGAAGAAAAGGGAAGGCUGGUAGACGGGGAGGGGAAGGAGUGGAAGGCCACUCAGGGAGGAAGACAGAGGGAGGGGGGAGAGGAGCAAGGGUUAUAG
Osmia bicornis bicornis is the source of this 906-nucleotide messenger RNA. RefSeq names its product golgin subfamily A member 6-like protein 6. Bases 1 to 906 code for a protein of 301 amino acids. The transcript has a single exon. The record is from RefSeq and is a predicted model, not a curated record. NCBI's taxonomy places the organism in Eukaryota, Metazoa, Arthropoda, Insecta, Hymenoptera, Megachilidae.